This is a messenger RNA of Phytophthora nicotianae INRA-310, 1038 nucleotides long. RefSeq lists its product as hypothetical. The coding region runs from base 1 to 1038 and encodes 345 amino acids. The record is from RefSeq and is a predicted model, not a curated record. The transcript has a single exon. NCBI's taxonomy places the organism in Eukaryota, Oomycota, Peronosporomycetes, Peronosporales, Peronosporaceae.
AUGGUGUUUUCUGACAUUUUGAAAUUCAAAUUUGGACCCUUCUGGUUCAAGACCUCGAUCCUCUUGGUCAACGUGAUGCCUUUCGGUACACGAAAUGCCACAUAUGUCCUCCGCGUGGAGCGUCCGAGCUUUUGUGGUGGUCGCAUUGAACUCCCAAUCGGUCACCACGGGUUUCCGAUCGACCUCCUCACACUUUCUGCUAAAGACCGUCGCAAACUGCAGUUCACCAUUCGCUACGGCGCGAAAGGCAAGAAACUCCGCUUUCUCGCACCAACCGCGGAAGUGUACGGCCACUGGAUCUCAGUCCUCCACCAAGCCUUCGAAGCCAACAUCAAAGUUGCCAAGAGAACGUGCAGCCAGAUUGUCAGUUCCACCAGCAACACCAGCGUUGGUGUCUCCCCCAGUUGCUAUUGCAGCAACUCCGACCUCCAGAAGACUACUGUCCUCAUUGACAUCGACUCCACGAGUGAACAGCAAGGGUCGGAGAUGGAUAUGUCUGUCACUACUUCUGAGUCAUGCUACCAAUAUGGUAGCAUUGUCGCCGAUAUCGACUCCAGCAGCAACCACGACAACUUUGACGACUUUGACGAGUCUCCAGCACCCAGAGCCGCAACUCACAUUGCAACCAUCGACAACCCUUUUGCACCAAGUGUGAUGGAUGUCGUUUAUGAUGAUGAUAGCAACGACUUCGAUAGUCCCGAAAGCUCGGGUGAGCUAGAGUCACCCCUCACUUCAUCGGUUAAUGCACCCCCGACAGAUGAAAACGCCAACACUGGCCAGCAAAAAGUGUUUUGCAUGACCAUUGACCACGACAGCACAACUGCCUUCUCUGUUUACGUGCCGCCACAGAAAGCGCGUGAUAGUCAAACUGUCCGACGUGCUGAGGUGUUCGACCUGUCAUUCGCGAAGUGGGCCGGGUGGAUGGCCCGCGAUAUACGUGAUGGCAACCUGCCAGAGGCAUUUUGCGUAGCGCGCGAUACCUGCAAGCGUCUGGAGUUGAACGAUAUACUGAACAUCGUCCAGCCAUACUUCGCGUGA